Angiostrongylus costaricensis is the source of this 246-nucleotide messenger RNA. The record is from the annotation of a GenBank genome assembly. NCBI's taxonomy places the organism in Eukaryota, Metazoa, Nematoda, Chromadorea, Rhabditida, Metastrongylidae.
AUGGAGAGAUGUGUGAGCGCAAGAAAUGCUGCUUCUCAGAAAUGGAGGACCAUCGUGGGAGCACUGGACUUCCGCAAGAAAGCAUGCACCUCUCAGAACGCUGCGUCGACACCCAAUGCUGUCCCAGCACGCACAGCUGCUGGCGACACGGAGCGUCCUGCACGUCCGGGCUGCGCCCGAGAGAAGAAAGAGCUCCCCGAUCGUCAUCUACGCGACCAGCUUCGUGCGUUCAUCAAUCGCUGCUGA